Messenger RNA from Saimiri boliviensis boliviensis (Bolivian squirrel monkey), 1687 nucleotides. NCBI's taxonomy places the organism in Eukaryota, Metazoa, Chordata, Mammalia, Primates, Cebidae. The record is from RefSeq and is a predicted model, not a curated record.
UGAGCCACCAUUCCUGGCCUGCUCGGUUUUUAAGAGAAAACUUAAUCUUGUCCUCUGGCCAUAUGGGUACAAACCACGCAUUCUAAUUUUUGAUUAGAAAUUAUAGCUACUACGUUCACUUAUUGCAUCAGAUUGUUAAAAUAUACACAGAUGGCUGGUCCUACACAAUGAGCAGAUGCUUUGUACAUGGAGCUCACGUUUAGCCUCACGUCUGAUCACGGCUUCCAUCCACCGGGACGGGCAGAUUCUUUCCGGGGGCCUCCCCUGGCUGUCUCGCACUGUGAACGCCACCCCUGCCUCCCGCCCACACCGCUGCGACCCGGCUCACAGAAACCCACACUCUCCUUCCAGCCCAGCGAGCUCAGGGCGCCGGACGGCCACACUGCCCACGCUGCCAGAGUUCACCCAAGACUUUGGAGGAAAUGUUCGUUCUUAAAUUUGUGUCAGUAAGCCAGGCAGCUUUCCGGCUUCCCUAGAAGUAGUGGUCCUGUGGAUCGUGGGCUUCGUUCUUUACCUCCUUCAAUAAAAAGGAGCAGUGGAAAGGCCAGCCGGGCUGCAGCGGGCGCCUGACUGCACCAAGUGGCUGCCGACUGGCUGAUUUGCAGGAGAUUAAACCCAAUUCCAGAUGAAGGGGUCUCCUGUCUCUGCUCGCGUCUGUCACGUGUGCAGGAGGCGGCACGUGAGGGACUCACUGCGGACGUGCUGCUGUGCGUCCACGCGGGGAUCGCUGCCUCUACUGACGAGGUGUUUCCUGGUUACGCGGUGAAGGGGCAGCUUCAGACGUUUCAUUCUCAUGGCAGCUCUGGCGGCUAACACGGGCUCCCUUACCUGGGCCGGCUCCUCGGUUCCCGAGAGGAGGCCUCUGCCGGCCAAUCAGACCCCUCGGUUCCCCGAGGGGAGGCCUCUGCCGGCCAAUCGGACCCCUCGGUUCCCCGAGGGGAGGCCUCUGCCGGCCAAUCGGACCCCUCGGUUCCCCGAGGGGAGGCCUCUGCCGGCCAAUCGGACCCCUCGGUUCCCCGAGGGGAGGCCUCUGCCGGCCAAUCGGACCCCUCGGUUCCCCGAGGGGAGGCCUCUGCCGGCCAAUCAAUCAGACCCCUCAGUUCCCCGAGGGGAGGCCUCUGUCGGCCAAUCGGACCCCUCGGUUCCCCGAGGGGAGGCCUCUGCCGGCCAAUCGGACCCCUCGGUUCCCCGAGGGGAGGCCUCUGCCGGCCAAUCAGACCCCUCGGUUCCCCGAGGGGAGGCCUCUGCCGGCCAAUCGGACCCCUCGGUUCCCCGAGGGGAGGCCUCUGCCGGCCAAUCAGACCCCUCGGUUUCCGAGAGGCGGCCUCCGUUGCUGCGUGGCUGUGAGUUAUGCAAGUCACCGAAGCAAACCAUCCCGCGCGGCCGGGCGAGGGGCGGACGGCAGCCCCGGAGCUGAGGAUGACUUCCCAGCGCGGGCUCCUCGCGCGUUCCCAGAGCCUGGUGUGCGGUGCCAGAGCCACGUGGGUGGCUGGAUGGCUGGAGCCUGGUUCCCGUCACACGGACCAGGAAUGCGGCAUUUCCGUGCGAUCUGAAAACAGCCGUUUGACGGAAAGCCGUUUCCUGUAGAAAGGCUGACGCGGCGGCUUCGGGAGGCCUCUGACCGUGUGGUGAGUUACGCAGUGAGAACUUGUGAAAACGAUGGGCACGGUGGCUCCCGCCUGUAAUC